ACYGGUCUUAAACUCUCAGGUUCCCAGGCUGACUGGAGUUGAGGAACAUCGAUAUUUUUGUCAAGGAUCGUAACWACCUUUUUUGUGGACUACCUCUAACUGGGAAAAAAUAUCAGCCACCAUGCCGAUCUUAAAGCAGCUAGUYGCCUCCUCUGCCCAGACGAAGCGGCGCUCCCGUAUGGACUUAACCAGGGAGAUGAUCAGUGCUCCUUUAGGGGACUUUCGCCACACCAUGCACGUGGGCCGCAGCGGCGAUGCUUUUGGAGACACUUCUUUUCUGAGCUCACACUCAGGGGAACCCACCCCCGAGACCAAAUCCUUCCCUCGAUCCCCCCGGCCCGGCCUCUUGUUGCGCACCUUUCGAAGCAGCAAGCGCUCCCAGUCGGUAAACAGAGUGGACGAMCAGGGGGAAAACAACCUAACUGUUUCCGAAGUCUCCCCCGUGUAUGUGAAAAAUGCCAUGUCGCUGCCUUUCCUCAACGAUGAAAGCACGGGGAACAGCAUGGUGUCAAAGAGUUUGUCAUCAAGCCCGUUUAAGCAGCAGGGGGAGAUGGACGGCGGCGGUGCGGCCGCAGCCACCAGUUUCCUGGAGCUGCAGGAGCGGCGCUUCGGUGAGCUGACCGAGCUGCCGGAGGGCGUCGUUCCCUGCGGAGGUGGCAUGAAGCACGCCGAGUCCGUCAUGUCCUUCCACGUCGACCUGGGACCCUCGAUGCUGGGAGACAUCUUGAACGUGAUGGAGAAGGAAGAGGACGAUCUCGGCUUCGAGGAAGGCAAGAACAGCGAGGGCCGAGCCUCACCAGCCCUCAGCCGUCACGGUGAGGAAGAGGACGGCGCGAAGAGCGAGGAGGACGAGGACGGACACGGGCAGAUGGAGGAAAACGGCGACGCGUCAGAGUCGAUCCAGGAGGCCCGCACGCAUCAAGACAGCUCUGUAGACCUGAGGGCCGAGGAUGAGGGUCCGUACACUCCAGAGUACACCCCUGAGGUCCGACCCAAACACAUGCUGCACCUGGACAGCUGCUCCAUGUCCAGUUCUGGCUCCGCCGCUCUGGAUGAGAAACCAAACUAUKAGAAUUACACGGGAGAUACUGACAGCGCCACAUUCAGUGCACCGCCAGAGGAGGAGAGCAACUUCUCAUCUUUCCUGGAUGAAGAAGACGACGAAAUCCAUGUAUGAGCAUACAAGAGUCCCUUUUUUUAGGGGAACCAAAAAAGCUCACAUUCUGAAGCGAUUUGUGAGUUUUCACYGGAAGGUGAUGCUGUAGUAGAGCACUCUGGGGGAUGGCUUGUGAAGAAGAUGGAACUUUUUGUUUGAUAAAGUGUGAAUUCCUCCUUUAGGAGAUGCCCAGCUUGCUCUUUUGAGCACCGGGACAACUGACACGAGCUGGAAGAGACUUUUUGAAUGCGACAGAAACAAGUGGGGAGUGUUUGUCUAAAAAGGAACUUUGGUAUAAAAAGAAAACAUUUCCCACAACUAAAACCCAGUUUAGUCUUUUUUUCUUUCCUUUCUGUCUGUUUUCACUUGAUUCGCCUCUUUUUUUUUUUUGCCUCCGAGCUUUUUCUCUCUAACUGUGGGACAUCAUGCGGCCUGAGCAGAACAGAAGACCUCUGUCACUCACGGAUCACCGGUGGGCGUCUUGUCACAAUAAAAGGGAGCUGUGUUUGUGACUGGAGUGUGAGGCCCUGCAUUGAGCUGCUUUCAUCAGAAACAUAUUACCYCAGAUCCGCAUAUCUAUCAAACUACCUUUUUAUUCUAACUUAAUGUAACUCAGGGUCCCUGUGACGCUCUCGUAGGCUGCCUUCUCCCAAUUUAGAGCAAAGACCACAAAGCCCAAACCGAAAUUCUGAUCUGUUAUUAAUUCACUGGCUGCCACCCAGGCCUGGACUCGGUUAAAGAUGAAAAGAAAUGCAUUGGGUCGGCUAUAAAGAAAUGUGUUAUCAGAAGAAACCAGAGGUGGGGAGAGUGUCACACAGUUGUCUGUUUAUCUUUUUUUUCCUAAUAAACUGUUUACUUUUUGAACAUUUCUGUCAACAGACACACAGUUCAGCUUCUUUUUUUGUUUUAUGUUUAAACUGAUUAGCCCUUGUUAACACCCUUCCCCUUUUUUACAUCCGAAGAACUGCUGUGCCACAGAAAAACUGAUACUCAGUCAAGACGGCUGCCUUAUGGAAACUGUUUUCAUCACUACAUAUGAGUAGAUUUUGUUUGUUUCUAACUCAAAUGUACUGGCAGAUAAAGUAAACCAGACACUGUUUGUUGUUUAAUUUCUGUUUUUCUUUCUUUUUUUCAUCCUAGAAAAUCUCUCUUUCAGUUUCUUUGUCUGUUCGUUUGAACAGCAGAUCAAAAACACGACACAGCCGGCAUUAGAUGCAAGAGCAUUAAGGCAAGAUUGCGGUUUUCUUUUCUGUUUUUGUAAGUUGCACUGUCAUUGCAGCUUGACUCUACCUCUUGCAUCAUUAAAUCCAUGAGACUUCCUUGGCGCUGAUUGAUUUGACUGCCUUAACUUAAACUGACAGAUGUGCUAUAUGCUAAUUUUCCAGGCCAAAAGUCGUUUCACGUGUGAAAUGUCCAAUUUUCUUUUCACUUGUGUCUGUUUAUUCACUGUUGAACAGUUAGACUUGUAUGUUAAAAAAAUAAUAAAAAGUUUUUUUUAAAGUACCAUACCCAAGAAUAGGAGGUGAAGAAUAAGUUUGCGUAACUGGAUAUUUACAGCUGACACACUACACAUUAUAGUCUGGUGGUUUCAAAGGUUUGUGUGAGUGAGGUGUUUUUUAUGCUUUUAUUAUGCCUCACUGUUUCACUGUUACAGUGUAUUCCCAAUCUUUUUUUUUUUCCUGUAAUAUCUAAAAUGACCUAUAUUUUUCAAUAAAAUAAAAUCUUGAGUAUCA
This is a messenger RNA of Austrofundulus limnaeus, 2889 nucleotides long. It is a transcript of the gene cdc42ep4a, whose product is annotated as CDC42 effector protein (Rho GTPase binding) 4a. The transcript has 2 exons. The coding region runs from base 122 to 1177 and encodes 351 amino acids. Gene Ontology annotation, cellular component: cytoskeleton; cytoplasm; plasma membrane. Gene Ontology annotation, biological process: positive regulation of pseudopodium assembly; regulation of cell shape; positive regulation of actin filament polymerization. Gene Ontology annotation, molecular function: small GTPase binding. Lineage: Eukaryota; Metazoa; Chordata; Actinopteri; Cyprinodontiformes; Rivulidae. The record is from RefSeq and is a predicted model, not a curated record.